AAACACAACCUACAUGUACACAGCCACAUAUCCCACAAAAUGGAGUUUCUAAUUAUUGCGAGUCUGCUGUUAUCUUACAUCCUUAUCCGAGCCACAUUCUCAGUUCUUGGUGUUGGUAGAACCAGGAACUUGCCUCCAGGCCCAACAUGGCGGCCAAUCAUCGGAAACCUCCAAUUGCUUGGAGACCAACCACACGAGUCCCUAGCCAAACUAGCCCAAAUCCAUGGCCCAAUAAUGUCCUUAAAACUUGGUCACAUCACCACAGUUGUCAUCUCCUCCCGCACUGCCGCCAAACAAGUACUCCAAAAACAAGAUAUAGCUUUUUCCGCACGCCAUGCCCCUGACGCGGUGCAUGCUUGUAACCAUGCAGGCCACUCUGUCGCAUGGCUCCCUGUUUGCACUGAGUGGCGCACCCUCAGAAGGAUCCUCAACUCCAAUAUCUUCUCCAACAAAUCCCUUGAAGCUAACCAACACUUGAGGAGCCAGAAAGUUGAAGAACUAAUAGCAUACUGCCGGAAAGCUAGUCUAUCUAAUGAUUAUGUAGACAUUGGUCGGGCUGCUUUCAGAACCUCGCUGAAUCUUUUAUCCAACACUAUUUUUUCCAAGGAUGUAAUAAACCCGUAUGAGGAUUCAGGUAAAGAGUUUAAGGACGCGAUUGGUAAAAUUAUGGAAGACGCUGCAAAGCCAAAUCUUGUGGACUUUUUUCCGGUGUUGAAGAAGAUAGAUCCUCAAGGAAUCAGAAGAAGAAUGACUUGUAAUAUGAAGAAGGUACUUGAGAUAUUUGAUGAGUUAAUAGAAGAGAGGCUGCGAACGGGAAAAUUUGAGCAAGAUGAUGUUUUGGACGUGUGUUUGAAAUUCAUUCAAGAUAACCCAAAUGAGAUCAAUCAUACACACAUAAAGAGUUUGGUUUUGGAUUUGUUUGCCGCCGGCACUGAUACAACCUCAACUACAUUAGAAUGGGCCAUGGCAGAACUACUACACAACCCACAUACAUUGACUAAAGCAAAAGAAGAGCUUGAAGAAGUUGUUGGAAAAGGUAAAAUCGUAAAAGAGGAUGAUGUCUUGAGGCUACCCUACUUAUCGUGCGUUGUGAAAGAAGCCUUAAGACUGCACCCGCCAGCCCCCUUGCUCCUACCUCGAAGAGUUGAUAAACAAGUACAACUCAAUGGAUACACCAUCCCAGAGGGUACACAAGUGCUUGUGAAUGCAUGGGCCAUAGGACGAGAUCCAACCAUAUGGGAUGACUCGCUAGAGUUCAAGCCAGAAAGGUUUUUGGAGUCUAUGCUUGAUGUUCGAGGUCAAGAUUUCGAUCUAAUCCCGUUUGGUGCUGGACGAAGAAUAUGCCCAGGUUUGCCCCUUGCAACCCGUAUGGUCCCUAUCAUGUUGGGGUCAUUACUCAAUAACUUCGACUGGAAUUUGGACCCAAAAAUUAAACACGAGACUUUGGACAUGACUGCGAAAUUUGGAAUCACCUUAACGAAGGCGAAACCCCUCUGUGUGGUUCCAGCCCUAAUUAAGUAGCAUCCACUCAUUCACAUGAUAUUUUAAGGAUCCAUCAUCAUCCUUUUAGCCUCAGUUACGUAAGAUGCUUGCUUUUUUUCUUUUUAUCAGUUACAUGUCAGUGAAAAUAAUAUUCAGGAGAGUGAUAAUGGACGUGUAUUUUCUGUUUGAAUUUGUGUGGAUGAUUAUUAUUAUUUGGAAAACUAAUUUGUUCACCGCCAGAUGUUUU
Helianthus annuus (common sunflower) is the source of this 1729-nucleotide messenger RNA. RefSeq names its product 7-ethoxycoumarin O-deethylase. The record is from RefSeq and is a predicted model, not a curated record. NCBI's taxonomy places the organism in Eukaryota, Viridiplantae, Streptophyta, Magnoliopsida, Asterales, Asteraceae. The transcript is spliced from 2 exons. Gene Ontology annotation, molecular function: oxidoreductase activity, acting on paired donors, with incorporation or reduction of molecular oxygen; monooxygenase activity; iron ion binding. Bases 40 to 1521 code for a protein of 493 amino acids.